AUGUAUCUUCUUUUUCUUAUUAUUUUACUUCAUGAUUCAAAAGUAAUUGCUACUUUUUCUCCUGAUACAAGUGAUUAUAAUGCUUAUGGUCCUAAAAUAGCUGCUAACGAUGUUCUUUUUGUCGAAGCAUAUAGUAAUGGAAAAAAAUUCGUUGUUCAAUUUGCACCAUAUAAUUAUACAUUUGAUUCACUUCAAUGUUCAAUUAAUUAUGAUGAUACAACACAUUAUGUUUAUUCAGUAGGUGUAGGACAAAAACAAACUACAACUUUGAAACCUUACUUUUAUUUUGCUGGUGAAGUUGUAUCUGAUAAUUCACAAGGUACUGAUACAUCAGGAAAUAAUGGAACAUUUAUUGGUAUUUGGAUUAAUCAAGAUUCAAAAACAAUACAACAAUAUUUAUUAAGAAGACAAUCUAUAUCUUGUGAUUAUUUUGAAGUAGAUCAUCUGGAAUUUAUUUCUUCAUAUGAACAUCAAGAAUUUUUUGUUAUUGCUGUUGAACCUUAUGGACAAUAUGCAAUAGGAUUAGCAACCGAAUUUGGCUUUAUUUAUCGACCUUUUUCAAGUACCACGAUGACUACUAAAGUGGGUACUGAUAUUUGGCCAAACAAUUCUACUUUUAAUCCAUGUGCGGCUGAUGCAAGUGAAACAUUUACAAUUGUUGCAGGUUUUAUUGAAAAUUCAGCAAGAUCUCGAGUACGUGCAACACCUACUGUUUAUUUAAUAUGGAAUACUAACCUUACUGUUUUAUCAACAUGGUCUUAUAGUGCUACUAAUAAUUCUUGGCAAUCACGUUUGACUUAUUCAAGUGUUAAUACGUGGAGUAGUCAAUAUACCAUGUCAGUCAAAAUCAAUUCUAAUGAUUCAACUCGAGUACUUAUUGGAAUGCCUUUCUUAAAUACAGUUUUUUUAUUUGUUGUCAGUAAUAAUGGUACAAAUCUAACAUUAACUAGUUAUUUCGAAAAUGGUCAAUCAGUUGGUUAUGGUACGAGUGUAACUUGGUUAACAAGUUCACAAGCAGCUAUUCUUGUUUCAACAUAUUCACUUAAUUAUCUAACAUGGUAUUCAUCAAAAAUUUAUUUAUAUACAUCAUUAAAUGAUACAAUUGUACCUUCAUCACCAUCAGCCGUUAUUCCCAAUGCUCAACAACCAUUACCAUCAACUAUCAACUCAAAAUUAAUUCGAAUUGUAUCAACACCAGCAUCUCUUGCAAUACUCGAUACAGAAGGUGGUGUCGUUCUCAUAUUAGCUGAAGCAUCAGGUUAUUAUGCAUCAACAGAUAUAAGUAAUUCACCAGUAGCUGCUGCAAUGCCUGUUGUUAGUCAUUCAACCAAAUGCAUUGGAGGUACUUAUAAAUCAGAUAUUGGUAUUCAUCCUUGUAUAUUAUGUCCAAGUGGAUCAAGAAAUCCAGGUAUCAUUGCUAGUAUAUCAUGUAUUACAUGUUCAUCAAGUAGCUUUUGUCCAUUGGGAGCUAUAUAUGAAAUGAAUUCAACUUUACUUACUUCUAUAUCACAAGCAUAUGCAUAUCCUCGUUCACCUGAAAUGGAUGUAUUUGAAGAUAUUCUUCUUAAUAAUAUGUUUUCAUUAGGUUCAACAGGUCAUUGUCUAGUAGUUUCACCAGUUUUUUGGACAUUAAUACUUUUGGCUAUCUUUCUUAUUUUACUUCUUGUUAUGGCUUCACUCUAUUGGUGGUUUCCACCAGAGAAACGUGAUCGGUUAUUGACUAUUAUUAAGAAUAUUUUUCAACGAACAGAUCUUGUCGGUGAAGGUGAACUCUGGAUUGGUGGACUUGCAUCAAUAGCUAUAGUUUUAAUAACUGCUAUGGCUUAUGCUUUUGCUAUAUUAUAUAUGAAUCAAUAUCCAUCAGAAAAAGUAGAAGCAUCAACAUUUGCAUGUGAUACUACUAUUCGAAAUGCUAAAUUUCAAACAAGUCUUCAAGCAUUAGCUGUUCCUGUGUCUGAUGAAGAACAACCAAUGUUUGAUUUAUUAAAUGAACAAAAUUUUACUCUUUAUUUGGAUUUCAUCAAUACACUUUCUUCUUGUAUGAGUCUUUCAAUUUCCGAAGUUACUGAUUCAUCAACAAUAUCUAUGAAUUUAUUAUCAUGCUCGAAUUUAAAUGGUACACUUUCAGCGACAGUCUUUUUACCACAACAUGAUAUAAAAGUUACAGCAACACUGAAUGAUAUUCAACUUGUUGGUGGUAUUCAAGUUGGUCUUUCAGGUCCAAGUUCAAUAAACGGUUCAGAUAUAUUAAAAGAAUUAAAUUUUCGUCAAUCAUUUUAUAGUCAAUCUCCUAGAACUUUUGCCCAAGCAGCAGCCAUUGAUAUAGCACUCACUAAGGUUGUCAAUGAAACAGAACCAUUAUCUGGUAGUGAUUCAGAAUUUGGAGGUAUAUGGUAUCCAACAUUUACAUAUAGUCUUAAUGAAAUGUUCAUAACAACUGAUACUUAUGCUAUGUCUACUAAUCUAACAUCAACUACAUUAACAAUUGAUAUAAGUGAAACAUCAUAUUAUAUAAAAAAUGUUCAAUCACCUAUUGCUAAACAACCAGAAAUUAUAUUUCGUACUCUUUUAUUUUCAUUUUUAUGUCUUGAAAUAUGUGCAAUGACAUUUCUUAUCUGUAAACUUCUUCUUAUUCCAGUAUAUCGCAAGGUUACUAGUUGUUGUUUUCCUCAUUGUAUUAACAGUGUUGAACCAGAAUAUGAAAUGAAAUCUAAUCAUCAUUAA
Molecule: messenger RNA, 2724 nt
Organism: Rotaria sordida
Lineage: Eukaryota; Metazoa; Rotifera; Eurotatoria; Philodinida; Philodinidae
Source: the annotation of a GenBank genome assembly